Molecule: messenger RNA, 4707 nt
Organism: Aphanomyces astaci
Lineage: Eukaryota; Oomycota; Saprolegniomycetes; Saprolegniales; Verrucalvaceae
Exons: 11
Coding region: 24-4337 (1437 amino acids)
Biological process (GO): receptor-mediated endocytosis; endosome organization; regulation of early endosome to late endosome transport
Cellular component (GO): endosome membrane
Source: RefSeq, a predicted model, not a curated record
GCCGCCGUCAUCACAAGCUUAAUAUGGGCACCACGGGGUCCGUGGAGCAGCGCAAUGCCAUCAAGGACGUCGUCAUGAUCAGCGACAGCAAGAAGCGCAGCAAGGACGACAUCAUGCGCGUGCUGCAGACGUUCUGCAAUGUGUUUCCGUUGGAAACAGCAGACGGCCGACGACGACGCACCGACAGCUCCGAGGAGCACGCUGCUGCAGCAUCAAUGGACGUGAAGGAGAAACGUCUGUUUGAUUCCGUGCAUCGACUGCUAAAGACCGCCGUGGACACCACGGCCACGUCGAGCACCGCCGACGAGUCGGACGUCGUCCUCAUGAUCCUGGACACGUUCAAACGGCUCUUGCAAUGGCGCGAGCUCCACAAACUCGUCCCCAAGUACUCGAUCAAGCCAUUUCUCACGUGCAUGAUGUGGUCGCCACAAUUGGCCUCGUCCGUGCUCCAAGUGUUUCUCAUGAUGAAGACCCGUCCGACCGGCUUGAAGUCCGCCGAAGUCGGCGACAAGAUGGAGAUGCUCAACAAGCGCACGUUUGCCGACGACCUCGGCUUCCAGGUCCUCGGGUCUCUUCUGGCGCAGCACCACCCGUCGUCCGUGCUGCUGCCGUCGUCGACGGCCGAGCCGAUCCUCCAAGCGUCCCUCCGCAUCUUUCAUUGGACGUAUGUCGGCAACAAGCACACGUCGGACGCGGUGACGCUGGAUCGGGUGACCGACGCGCUGCUCAACGCGCGACUCACGCUUCUGCAUUUGGCCCACCACCGUCCAUCCCCCUCCUCCUCCAUUUACCCGCCGCCGUCCUCUCCCAGUCUGCGCCACAUCGCCGCGGACCUCCUCCUCGAGCUGUUCUCCGUAGCAGAUGUCGCCCAGGUCACCGUGCUCCAGGACACGGCGCGGGAUUGCGGCGCCCUGCUGUACAUGCUGUCCCAUGCUCUCGACACGGACAUACAUCGUUCCGAGCACAGCGACAAUGUGGCGACUCUAGAUGAAUAUAACGAUGAUGACGUGGCAAGCUUCCGGGAUAAGGCGGUGGCGCUGGUCGAGAUGUUCUGCGCCGGCAACAGCCGCACCAAAGCCGCCAUGUACCGGAUGCUUCCCGUGGAUUUGUUCGUGCCGAUGGAGGACCGACCCGACUUGGUCUCCAAGUACUCGAUGGCGGCAAUCCGGAAAAGCACCAAGUCGGCGUCGGGCUCGGCGUCGAGUUUGCUGCUGGGGCCGUUUCGAUCCGAGCCGCGGUUCAGCGCGCAGUCGGCGGCGGGUACGUCGACCACCAAUACCACCGCGGCGGCGGCGUCCUCGUCGUCUUCCCUGCUCUCGUCCGCCGUCGGAGGGCUAUACACGUCAACAGCGACAUCCGUCUCGCACGUCGAGUUUCAGAAAUGGCUACACGAUGCCAGGAGCCAAGGGGAGGCGUGGCAGCAGGUGCUGGCAGCAGCCAGGAACGAACACAUUGGACCGAAUCUGAUCUGGCGGCGCGCCAUGCUGACCGAGCUGCAGGUCGCGCUGCGUCGUGAGAUCGCCGCCCUUGAAGCCAAAGCCUCCUCGAUGUCGUCAUCACCGCCGCCGACGCCGACAACCGACGCGGCCGGCCGCCGCCGCGGGUCCGUCCACUUGUGGGAUGCGGACCAGUUUACAGUCGGGUACUCGUCGUUCGAGCGCGAGUUGGUCGUGCACGGGUACUUUGUGGAGCCGCUUCUGCCCAAGUUGAGCGAUCUGAACGAUCCGUUUGAAGUGUCAGAUCCAGUGCUGCUGGCGUGGCAUGUGCUGGAUCGGGUAGGUGUCGAGACGGACGCGACGUGGCGGCUGCGGUGCGUCCGGUGCGUCCGGCUGCUGCUUCGGCGGUAUGCGAUGACGUUCAACGGCCAGCUGCCGGUGCAGUCGCUGCUGCAGCACCUCCGCGACGUCGUCGCAUCCGACCCGCCCGACGGAUCAUUGGCAGCGUUUGCCACCGAGUGCUUCUUGCUCUUCCACGUAGCCAUCUCAACGUCGCGGGUCCGGACCGCCGACAGCCUCGUCCCCACCUACCCGUCCGUCAUCUCGGCCGUCGUGGCGGCCUUGUCGUUGCCUCCAACGAGUCAGGCUGUGGAGACUGAUGGAGAAGCGUAUAAUAGAGGGGAAGCCCCGACCAAUCCCCAUCGGUUGACGUUUGAGGCGCUGCACGACGACAUGACGGAAGACGACGAACAUGUCGAGGAUGCCAUGGUCCGGGCUGGCGUAAAUGUGCUAGCGGUGAUCGUCCAGCGUGCGAGGUCGUACAUUCCGCAGGUGGUCGCGGCGCGGGGUACGUUGGUGCAGCUGUUUUACACGGCACUUCGGCCGUCCACCCUCGCGGCGUUGCUGGCACUCGUCGAGCAGCUCUUGCCCCACUGGAGCAACUCGGACUCGUUUGAGCACCAAGUGCUUCCGGCGAUCCUCGUCGCAUGUAGCAACCCGAUAAACGCCGGACGGAUGCCCCAUGCCGCCGCCGCGUUGCUCUGCAACUAUGCGACCCCGACCGCGUUUCAAGCCGCUCUGCGCGCCGCGGUUGGCCACGAUGGCUGCGGUCUGCAUCUGGUGCUCUCGGAUCCGGUGGUACUCGCGGCCAUCUUCAACGCCGACUCGGUCCAAGCCGCCGACGUCCUGUGGGGCGCCACGCUUCGCCAACGUCUCUUUACUAGCCUCGCGUCGGCCACAAGAGGUCGCCGCCGGUUGUCGACCACAAGAGGUCGUAACGACAGCGGCGGCGAGUACUUUGACGCCCACCAACACGAUCCAUUGCUACAAGGAGGCGACUUGGACAUUUGCGUCGGCCAUCUGUUUCUAAAGGCGUUCGUCGAGCACGAAGGCUCGUUCCGCACGACGUGGACCCAGACCAUGUACGACACGACCAUCCACGCGCUGGCCGCGCGGCUCUCGACCACGUCUCGCGCGUCGUUUGUCAGCCACGACGUUGAUGAUGAUCCCAUGGCCGUGCAGGUUCUAGUGCUACGGGCACUCUACCAUUUGAUUCGUCGCGCUGGCCACCAUGUUGUGAUCGACCCAAGUGUGCUCAACGUGGUAUUGAGUCCGCUCAAGCGAUCCCUCCUUGGCGAAGUCGACCAGGCGCGAGGCGGCGCCGGCUUGCGCCUUCUCACCCUCCUCCUCACCCCCCCCAACGUGAACGCGUCCACGUGUCUAGACGUGGUGAUAUCGUCAUUCAAAUUGGUCCACGAAGCCAUCGACAAGACGCUGCAGCCGCGGUACCUCCAGUUCAUCCGGGACCAGCAAGGCAUGAUUUGCGAUCCGGACGGAGUCGCUCUCGCGCUCGUGACAGCGCUCUUGGCGCUGCUCGAGGCGGUGGCGGCCGCCGACGAUGCCUAUCACCGGCACCCGUCGCUUCUGCCCAAACUGUUAGGGUACGUGUCGGUAGGGUCGGCUUGUCCCCAGGUGGCAAGUGCCGCGGUGGCCUGUGUGACUCGGCUGUGCGACCAGUCGUCGUUGCUGCCGUCGUUGCUGCCGUCGUUGCUGCCGUCGUUGCUCCUGGUGGAAGGCGGGGGCGUCGUGUUUCUCAGCCACUUGGUUGCAACCACAUCGACAGACAACGCCGCCAUGGCGGUGGCGGCCGCCGCGCUUCUCCACGCCCACGAGCCACUACUGCACACCGUGCUCGUCCAGCUCUUCACCCCCGGGCUAUUGCAGGUGCUCGCGGUUGACGGCCCAGCUGCGUUUGUCCAUACAUUGCACAGCACCGACGACAUUUACUCGGCGCGCAUGAUCUGGACCCUCAGCAUGCAAGCAACGCUCAAAGAAACACUGCAUCGGGAACUGGUCAACGUGACGGCCGCCGCCAAGGACGUGAACCGGUGGCCAGUGUGGGACCCCGACCACUUCGUCGCCGCCGACUCGUUCCGGUACCUGUACACAGACGUGGCGGACGAGGUCGAGGUCGGAGGCGUCUUCGUCCGCCUCUUCGUCCAGCAAGACAAGGCGACCCUCCCCCCCCCCGACGAACUCCGCGCCCUCGCCAUCGCGUUGGUGGAUGCCCAUGCCAGCACCUCCCGCGCCCUCGACGCCCUUCGGCAGAGAGGAGGGGGGGGUGAUACGUUGAUCAAGACGUACGAGGUACGGCUCGACCUGCUGAGUGGGGCCAUCCGCAAGGUGGGUGUCGCGUGCCCCGAGCUCGAUCUGGUCGUGGACGACGGCUUUAGCGACACGGAGAGCGUCGGCGACGACAUGGCCAACCUCGUCGACAUGAGUCCGACCGCCGCCGUCACUUGCCAUGAUGACCCCCCCCCCGAACAUGAACAAGACGACGAGCAUCAUCUGACCUAUUUCGACAAGCAAGACUCGAUGCUGCUCGACGAGAUCGUCGUCUAGGAAUAUAUAUAUAUAGAGUAGUUGCUCGUGUAUAACUCAAAACACACUUCACUAUAGUUAUGCGCCGCUGGUUACAUUAGCACACACGUACUCCCGCCGCCGCCGUCUGCUUCUUCGCGGGUACUCGCCAUCACGUGCGCGUACUCGGCGUCCGUAAACAGAUGCGGCUCAGCCACGCGGUACACUUCUCCGUCCUCGUACUGCACCGUGUACUGGGCGUCGUCACCAAACGCCACCACCCGACACCGCUCAAACGAGUACUCGUCCGACCUCGUGUACAAUACAUCUCCCACCUAUUUACUCCAUAUAUACAUUCAUAUCAUAUAUAUAUAUAUAUAUAUAGUUGAUAUAUAUUGUCGAUUUGAUACAA